Larimichthys crocea (large yellow croaker) is the source of this 5499-nucleotide messenger RNA. RefSeq names its product anaphase-promoting complex subunit 1. Gene Ontology annotation, molecular function: molecular adaptor activity. Gene Ontology annotation, cellular component: anaphase-promoting complex. The record is from RefSeq and is a predicted model, not a curated record. Bases 1 to 4725 code for a protein of 1574 amino acids. The transcript has 43 exons. Lineage: Eukaryota; Metazoa; Chordata; Actinopteri; Sciaenidae. Gene Ontology annotation, biological process: metaphase/anaphase transition of mitotic cell cycle; anaphase-promoting complex-dependent catabolic process; protein K11-linked ubiquitination.
AUGGCUUUUACCGUCUCCCAACAGCACAGUCAACGAGACAAUGGUGGUGCCGGAGAUGGAGCCCUACCCGACCUAUGCAUGGAGCAGCUGUGGAGUGAGACGGUCACAGCUAGCUGUCACAGGGAGAUGAGCAGCCCGGCGUCUAAAGUGUUCCUGACCACUCCUCUGCGAGAACCACUACCUCUGUUUCCUGGUGAGUCUCACCAACAGCUCAGAUGUGUGAAGUUCAUUGAGAGCAACGAUACGUCGCAGCUCAUCUUCGCCUCUGUCACAACCAUCCCUGCCAAAGAUGCAGAGCCUCUGCAGAAUAUAGACGCCAUGCUGGUCCUGGAGGCCUGUGGCAGUCUGGUUCUCUACACCGGAGUCACCAGGGUGAGUAAGGUGUUUGUCCCUGGCCUGCUGUCGCCGAGCUUCAGUAUGACCAACCACCUCUCUCACCUCAGCACGCCAGCGGAGAACGUCAGCACGCCGGCUAACGCUGGCAGUCGACAUCUCCAAAGACUGGAAGAGGCUGUCAUGCCUUCACCAGUGUUAGAACUGAGGGGUCCAACCAUCAAACACUAUGAAGCUUCGUUUUUAGAAGACUACACCUUCCAACAAACCACGCCCUACAUCCACGCCUUGCGGGACCCCGUCUGCAACCGCGUUACUCUGGAACUAAGCAGUGGUACGAUGCUGAGGAUUUCUGUCCCAGAGAUUGCUACCUCAGAGCUGGUGAGGAAAUGCCUUCAGGCGAUUCGUUUCAUCCUGCCCAAAGAAGCUGCCAUGAAGGUUUUGGUGAAGUGGUAUAACAUUUACAACGCCCCUGGUGGUCCCAGUGCUCACGCAGAGUGGAACCUGUUCGUCACGUGUUUCAUGAUGCUGAUGGGCUACAACACUGAGCGCCUCACCUGGACACGAAACCUGCAUUUUGAAGUGCCUCUCUCGCCGGUGAUUGCAGCCAAAAAGGCUCGUCCUUCUGAUGGAGGCUCUGAUGAGGACUGGGACUACUUGUUGGGGUCUCAUUACCAGCGUCAGAUGAAUUUCCAGCCUGUCUGCCGUCCAGUAGAUUCCAACAAUAUUCUCAUCACAGACACCGAAGGCCUGUCCUCUGUGUCCUCUCCCUCUAGUCCGUCUCUGAAGUUGGACAGUUCAGCUCCGCUCUUCCCUCACAUUCCUGCUCUUUUCUACGUACUUCAUCUGCUCUAUCAGGAGCUGCAGCUGGACGAGCUGCAGAGAGCAAGAGCCUCAUCACUGGUCUGUUUGCUGCAACAGCUGGCCAGAGAUCUCCAGUUGGAAGAGUAUGUGGAUCUGUACUGGAGAGACUACCCUUCAUUAAUUAGUGGCUUCAAUGAGAGCUGCGUCAUAGACCAGGCCCUGUUUGGUCAGAUGCAGCGUCCAUCCUUCCUGAGGGCAGAGCCUCCCUGUGUGCUCAGCUGGCUCAGUAGCUGUCUGAGGGGGGAGGAGGUCCCACCUUUCCCCUACCUGCCUGGCAUCUGUCAGAGGACCAGGUUGCUGGUUCUGAGUUACGCUCUCUACAUCACUGGAGAUGAAAAUGCUACCUCGACAGAUGUGUCAAAAUACCUGGCCAAACUCUCUGCAGGCCAGAAGUGUUGUACCAGUGAACCGCACUACAGAAGACAGAGCAGUGUGAAGGUUACGUUCUCCAGCGGCAGUCUGGCUGAGCAGCUGGUGGUCUGGCUCACCUCAGAAGGUUUCACCCUGAAAGACCUUGAGUCGGUCCCCUUCGGCGUGGCUUUGCCCAUCAGGGAGGCCAUCUACCGUUGCCGGGAGCAGCCGUGUUCUAAUUGGUCAGAGGAGGUCUGUCUGCUGAUUGGGCGACAGGAUCUGACCAAACAAGCCCACAAGAUGACCCUGGCCAAGAGCAAAUCUUCUGUAGGUUCUGGUCUGUCCUUGGAGCCUCCUGCAACCACAGAAGCAGAUGAGGAGGAAGAUGGCAUGUCAGACAUUAUCCAAGAGGUCACAGGACUGAUCUGGAGUCAGGAUCUGAGGGUCCAGGAGGUCAGGAGGCUCCUGCAGAGCUCCAGGCCAGUCCGGGUCAGCGUCGUCCAGUUACCGGAGGUUUCUGACCACGAGUACAUAGAAGAGAAAGAGAACAAACUCCUGCAGUUGUGUCAGAGGACCAUGGCUCUUCCAGUCGGUCGAGGCCUCUUCACUCUCUUCUCCUAUCACCCUGUACCGACUGAACCUUUACCUGUCCCGAAACUCAACCUGACAGGUCGAGCCCCUCCUCGAAACACUAUGGUAGACCUGAACAGCGGAAACAUUGAUGUUCCACCGAACAUGACCAGCUGGCCCAGCUUCCAUAACGGAGUAGCUGCCGGACUCAAAAUAGCCCCUGCUUCACAGGUGGACUCAGCCUGGAUUGCCUACAACAAGCCAAAGAGCCCUGAGCUGGCUAAUGAAUAUGCAGGCUUCCUUAUGGCCCUGGGCCUCAACGGACACCUCACCAAGCUGGCCACGCUCAACAUACACGACUACCUCACCAAGGGCCAUGAGAUGACCAGCAUCGGGCUCCUUCUGGGCGUGUCUUCGGCCAAACUGGGCACCAUGGACAUGUCAAUUACCCGUCUACUCAGUAUACACAUCCCUGCCCUUCUCCCACCCACCUCCACUGAGCUGGACGUACCACACAAUGUUCAGGUUGCUGCUGUAAUUGGCAUUGGGCUGGUGUACCAGGGAACGGGACACAGACACAACGCUGAAGUCUUGCUAUCUGAGAUAGGUCGACCUCCUGGUCCAGAGAUGGAGUACUGCACAGACAGAGAGUCCUAUUCACUAGCUGCUGGUCUAGCCCUGGGCAUGGUCUGUCUCGGGCAUGGCAGUAACCUGAUUGGGAUGACAGACCUGAAUGUCCCCGAGCAGCUGUAUCAGUACAUGGUGGGAGGCCAUCGCAGGGCUCAGGCCGGAGCCAACAGGGAGAGACACAAGUCCCCCAGCUACCAAAUCAAGGAGGGAGACACUAUAAAUGUGGAUGUGACGUGUCCAGGGGCCACGCUGGCCCUCGCCAUGAUCUACCUUAAGACCAACAACAGGUCGAUUGCUGAUUGGCUGAAGCCUCCGGAUACGUGGUUCCUACUGGAUUUUAUCAAGCCUGAGUUUCUGCUGUUGAGGACUCUGGCUCGGUGCAUUAUCAUGUGGGAUGAAAUCCUCCCUAAUACUGAGUGGGUCAAGAGUAACAUACCCCAGAUCAUGAGGGGAACUUUUGACCCUUCAGAAGACAUCAACAUGGAGACAAUGGCCCAAGCCCAAGACUACAUUACAGCCGGAGCCUGUAUGGCAUUGGGUUUACGCUUCGCCGGCUCUGCCAACUCCGAUGCCUUCGACUGCCUCUAUGAGUUUGCCAGGACCUUCAUGAAGAUCAUGUCAUUCGCUGGCACAGCUGCCGUUCAGACGGGUUAUUACAACCUGCAGACCGGUCUGUCAAUGAUUCUGCUGGCUAUGUCCAUGGUGAUGUCCGGCACCGGGAACCUGAAGGUCCUGCAGCUCUGUCGCUUCUUCCACAAGCGAACCGGGGGCGAGAUGAACUACGGCUUUCACAUGGCUCAUCACAUGGCACUGGGCCUGCUCUUCCUGGGAGGGGGCAGGUACACUCUGAGCACCUCCAAUUCAGCCAUCGCUGCUCUGCUGUGUGCCCUGUACCCGCACUUCCCUGCUCACAGCACUGACAACCGCUACCACCUGCAGGCCCUCCGUCACCUUGCUGUGCUCGCCGCAGAGCCUCGCCUGCUGGUACCUGUGGACGUGGAUUCCCUGAAGCCCUGCUACGCCCUCUUAGAGGUCACCUACAAGGAGACCAAGUGGUACGAUGAGACGACUGUCGAACUGAUGGCUCCCACCAUGCUCCCCGAGCUGCACCUUCUUAAACGGGUAAAAGUGAAGGGGCCACGAUACUGGGAGCUGUCCGUGGACCUGAGCAAAGAAACGCAGCAUCUAAAGUCCAUCCUGUCCAGAGAUGGGGUGUUGUAUGUAAAACUACGAGCCGGCCAGCUGCCUUACAAAGACGACCCGCAAGGCUGGAAGAGCCUGCUUGCCUCCACCGUCAACCACCGCAACUCUGGAGUCAGAGCCUUCAAGCCUGAAGCCAUCUCCACAUUCACCUCAGAGCCGGCCCUGGUCUCCUUCGCUGAGUUCUUCUGUAAAACAUCUGAAGGAAUGAAACACAGGGAGGAUUCUCUCGUGUUGUUCUCUGCGAUGCUGUAUGAAUGCGUGACGCAGGAAUGUCCAGAGAUGCUGCCGACGUAUAUCGCAAUUGAGCAGGCGGUGGGCGCUCUGCGGCGUGGUGACCUGCUGCAGACCUUCCCCUUGUGGCAGAUGCGUCUGGUGGUGGAGUUGUGGGACAGCAGGGUGCUGCGGGGUCCCGCCAACCGCCACGACGCCCUGCUCACCUCCGAGUUUCUGCCUGUCAUGAAGAACAUGGUGGAUGUAGCGCUGGACAGCUGGCUCAAAGACAACAGCGCAGUGUUGAGGUCCUACAUGAGGGGUGAAGCCCUUCCUAAGGAUGCACAGUCCAUUGUUUUGGCCUGCUUCCUGGUGUACCGGUCCAUCCCUUGCCUCAGGAACACACACACACAGCUGGAGGGUUGCAGCUCACUUGGAGAGUUAUUGUCGCGCAACAGCCACUUGGGCAUCCCUCUUAGAGACCUGCUGAGGCUGGUACCCAUCCUGUUCGGCUCUGCAUCCGGACCACAGACACUGCAGGGCUUCCCUAUGCAAGCAUUUUGAUCCUGGUGCUCAGUACUAGCCCAUCUGGCUAGUAACCACUCAGAGAUGCAGUUCAUAGCCUUACGUUCCCACUGCGAGCACAGGUAGGACAGAUAACUGAUUUCCACCUGCAGGUGUGUGCCGUAAGUGGGACAAAUGUGACCAUAAGAGGUCUUGUGUCUUACUGUGGCAUGGCUGCCCUGCCUCUGAGAGGAACUGUUUUGGAAAAUCCAGACUUUGAAUUGAAUAACUAAUAUUAUAGUUUGUAAGAUAAUAUUUCUAUUUAGUUGUUGUUGUUUUUUUACAGUUAGGCUGCAUUAAUGAUGCAGUACACGUGCCAAUUUUGUGGUACAACAAAUCCAGACUUAUUUUGAUGUGUACCACUUGCUCAAAAGUUCAGCGGCAGACAACUUUUCUCCACCGCCAAACAAGGACCGAAAGGACUGGUCAGUACAAAGUGGAAAGGACUUUGCUUGUUGAGAGCUGUAGAGCUCUCCUAAAUUCAUCUCACUGUGUCGUGAGGAAGAGGACACGACAGCAAGACAAUAAAAUAGAAACAUACAGACACGCUUCAUGAAUACUGUGGUUUAUUUCGUGUCUUGAUGUUUCCCCAUGAGCCUCAGUCUUUGCAGCAAUCAAGAUAUCAACUGCCUUUAUUGUUUUGUCUUUCUUUUUCUUUUUUUAUGUUCACCAAUUUGAAGAAAAUCUUGCGGGGAGGGAAAAAAAAAGUGUAUUUCUGAGAUAUCUAACAUUUCACCCAAAAACCAGUUGCUCAUUAAACCACUUAGAGAACCA